Molecule: messenger RNA, 1384 nt
Organism: Lycium ferocissimum
Lineage: Eukaryota; Viridiplantae; Streptophyta; Magnoliopsida; Solanales; Solanaceae
Product: F-box/kelch-repeat protein At3g23880-like
Exons: 1
Coding region: 86-1201 (371 amino acids)
Molecular function (GO): protein binding
Source: RefSeq, a predicted model, not a curated record
ACUAAAGAAGAAAAUGCAUCACAUUCCACCAUUGCAUCAAGAAAUAGUGAAACUAUUGAUUCUGUAAGCAAUUGAAUCAUAGAAAAUGGAGGAAAUAUCUGAAGGGUCAACAGUUUUGCCCCAAGAAGUCAUCUUUGAAAUUCUCUUGAGAGUACCUGUCAAAUCUCUCUUGAAAUUCAAGUGUGUUUCAAAAUCAUGGCUUUCUUUACUCUCAACUCCUCUAUUCACCAAAACCCAUGUCAAAUUUUCCUUACAUAAUCCCCAAAUGACUGAUUAUAGACUUGCUGUGGUAGCCACUAUUUCUGGUUUGGGUAGAUUCUGCCAUGUUUACAGCAUGGGGUCUGAAAAUACAUGUGUUACAAUGGUUAAACUCAAUUGUUUUACUAAAUCUUUACCCCUCUCGAGUUGGAUUUUGGGUUCUUGUAAUGGGUUAAUUUGUUUAAGUAGUGACUCAUUUACAUUAAUGCUAUUGAACCCAUGUACUGGAAAGUUUAAUGUGUUUCCUGAUUUAAUGCUUCGGAAUAAAGGCGGCAGUGGUGGUGGUGGUUGUUAUAUUAGAUAUGGAUUUGGUUAUGAUGCAUCUGUUGAAGAUUAUAAGGUUGUGAAGAUCUUAAGUUUUGCUCAAAUUGAGGGUAGAUAUGAGAAUAUGGUUAAUGUUUAUAGCUUAAAGGCUAAAUCUUGGACAACUAUUCAGGGUUUCAAUAGUAGUUAUAUAAAAGCAAAGCUGGGCAUGUUUGCAAAUGGGAUUCUUCACUGGCAAGCGUGCUAUAACCAUGGUUUGGGUGCUGUUUGGGAGAUUGUUACCUUUGAUUUGGCUGCAGAGAUAUAUGGAAAAAUAGCACUGCCUAGUUAUGAAAAUGAAGGUGUUUAUUGGACAUUAGGUGUUUCAAGAGGGUAUUUAGUUGCUUGUUGUAACUAUGAAAGGAAUAGGGCGGAUAUGUGGGUGAUGAAGGAGUAUGGUGUCGAGAAAUCUUGGACUAAAUUGGUUACCAUCUCAUCACCCGUUGAUGGUAGGGCUUAUAUCUCUCCGUUGUUUGUAGCAGAGAACGGUGAUGAAGUUCUGGUGCAGCAUGGGGAAGAGCUAGAACUGUAUAAUUCAAGGGAGGGUUCGUUAAAUCUAUUCAAAGAUUUUCCGUCGGGUGACUUUCGUCAAGUUCAAGUGGCCGCCUACCUUGAGAGCCUUGCUUCACCUCAUAUUUAGUGAUGUGAUGACAUGUUAAAUAGUAAAGGCAAAGAUAUUAAGAGAGCAUAAAAAGUCUCUCUCAUAUUUAUUGAUAACAUUGUGUUUUUGUCAUUGUGUUCUUUUUCAUUCUUCCUUAUCGUAUACGGUGCAUGGUACUUCAGCAACAUUGAAAUGCUAUUGUUAUCAUGCUCAGUUAACUUC